AUGAUUGAUCAUCAACAAUGCGAUUACAAUGAGAUGUCAAGCAUGUUCAAAGACUACAUGGACACAAUGACUUCAUUGUACCGUCUAAAAACGAGAAAUGAAGAAGAAAUAACUGAAAUUUACAAAAAAAUUAAAACAAAUUUAAUUGAAACAGAAAUCUUUUCAGCAGAAGCUAUGUUGUCUGAAAUUUCUAAUAUAGUGGUUUAUAAUAAUCGAUACCUGAGGUCAUAUUGGCGUAUUUUCAAAAUGAUUUAUGAAGAAUAUCAUCCUGAAAAAGUUCCACACAUUUCAUUUGUGUUUAAUUACUUUGCCAACCAAGAAUAUGGAAUUGUUCUUAACGAUAAAGAUAAAAUUAAAUACAGCUUAUGCAUAUUGAAAAAAUAUUCAUUGGAUAUUCAUAAAGAAGAUGACAUAAUGACUUUUAUGGAUCUAACAGAAAAUGAUGACUUUAAUAAAUUUGCUAAGAUGCAAUCCAAUGAUUUAUAUCCAAAUCCAAAUUUAAGAUAUUCAUUACUGGAAUUAUGUUGUUAUUACGGAUCAGUUUCAUGUUUUAAGUUUUUAAUCACAAAUUUCGAAGCCAAAAUCACAGAAGAAUGUCUUCGGCUUUCAUUUUUAGGAGGAAAUGCAGACAUCAUGAGUGAGUGUUUGAAAAUAUAUAAACCAGAUAAUCAAUGCAUUGAAUAUGCUAUUGUUUCACACAACAUUGAUUUUCUUACAUUUUUAAUGAAUGAAUACAAUUUACAACCUCAAAUCAAAUAUUUUUGCUGGUAUCAUUAUCUGGAUGGCUUUUUAGUAUAUUUAGAUAUGACUAAUGAAAUUAACAAAUGUUUUAUAUUUUCAGGUAUGUUUAAUAUUCCUUCACUUUGUGAAUAUCUUCUUUCACAUGGAGCCGAUAUUAAUGCUAAAUAUAUAAUAGAUGAAACACCACUUCAUUUUACAACAGAGAAGUAUUGUAUCAAAACUGCAGAAUUUUUCAUAACUCACGGAGUUAAUGUCAAUGCAAAAGAUAUUCAUGGAAUGACAGCUCUUCAUUAUGCUGUAAACUAUAAUAAUUUAGAAUCGGCCAAAAUUCUUAUUUCGCAUGGUGCAUAUGUUGAUGUAAAAAACAAUUAUGGGGAAACUCCUAUUCUCAUUGCAAUGAGAAGAGAUAAUUUAUAUUUACAGGAAUUUCUAUUUUCCAAAGGUGCAGAUUUAAAUCUAACAAAUGACCGAGAAAAUACUUAUCUUCAUUGGGCAGUACAAAUAAGAAACGUGAAUGCUGCAAAAUUUCUUAUUUCUCAUGGUGUUGAUGUCAAUGCAAAGAAUCUAUUUGGAAAAACACCUCUUCAAAUGGCGUUUGAUCACCAUUCUAAAGAAAUGUAUGAAUUUCUCAUUUCACAUGGUGCAAAAAAAUAG
This is a messenger RNA of Trichomonas vaginalis G3, 1395 nucleotides long. Its product is annotated as histone-lysine N-methyltransferase family. The transcript has a single exon. The record is from RefSeq and is a predicted model, not a curated record. Gene Ontology annotation, molecular function: protein binding. Bases 1 to 1395 code for a protein of 464 amino acids. Lineage: Eukaryota; Parabasalia; Trichomonadida; Trichomonadidae.